AUGGGUGAAGAAAUGCCCCGCAGUCUCAAGGAUUACGUGUACCCGACAAGGGCAAGCCAUCCCUCUUGCAUUGUUUUACCAGAAACCGCUAGUCAGUUUGAGUUAAAGGCGAGCAAAAUAUAUAUGCUCCCUGUGUUUCGAGGGGUUCAUGUUGAAAACCCCUACCACCACGUGAGAGAGUUUGAAGAGAUUUGUGGGACUCUGCGUUUCACUCAAAUGCCGGAAGAGUCCCUGAAAUUGAGACUGUUUCCUUUAUCUUUGAAGGAAAAGGCCAAGUCAUGGUUAUAUGCCCUGCAGCCACAGUCAAUUAGGACACGGGAUGAUCUUAUGAAAGAAUUUUUCAGAAAGUUCUUCCCAAAUCACAAGACUGCGACCAUUUGUCAAAGUCUGAAUGGAUUUGUGCAAUUAGAGGGUUUAGAUGUUCCCACCCGAACAACAGUUGAGUCAAUGUGCAAUGGUUUAUUUAUUGACAAAAGUGUUGAUGAGUCUUGGACUUUCCUAAUUGAAAUUGCUGAAAAGACUCAGCAGUGGGAGUCCAUUCGUGAACCUAGGAAGACUUCCCCUGUAGCUGAUGUUUAUAGGAUUGAGUCUGACUUUGAGGGAAAUGCGAAAAUCACAUCGUUGGCAAGGAGAGUAGAAGCGCUAGAGAUGCAGAAGAAUGUGAAACCUUCUGCCACUACUCUCCGUGACCAUGUCGAAAUUUCUAUUUGUGCUGCAUGUAAUAGUUCUGACCAUCUAGUGGACAUUUGUCCAGAAAUACUUGCAUUUCAGGAAUCUAGACUUGAACAGGCCAAUGCGUUGUAUCAUAAGCAAGAGAAUAAUCCAUAUUCUCAUACUUACAACCCAGGGUGGAGAAACCACCGUAACUUUUCAUGGUCCAAGGGACAUGUACAAGGGGGUACACCAGGAAACACACAAGGAUAUUCAUACCAUAUAAACCCCCAGAUGCAGUCGUACACACAGCACCCUUCUGAGAAAAAAUUGUCUAGCAUUGAAAAAAGUGUCGGUCUAUUGACCCAAAAUCUUUUGCAAAAUCAGAAGACCACUAACUAA
Messenger RNA from Papaver somniferum (opium poppy), 1053 nucleotides. RefSeq lists its product as uncharacterized. NCBI's taxonomy places the organism in Eukaryota, Viridiplantae, Streptophyta, Magnoliopsida, Ranunculales, Papaveraceae. The coding region runs from base 1 to 1053 and encodes 350 amino acids. The record is from RefSeq and is a predicted model, not a curated record. The transcript is spliced from 2 exons.